Molecule: messenger RNA, 7155 nt
Organism: Octopus bimaculoides (California two-spot octopus)
Lineage: Eukaryota; Metazoa; Mollusca; Cephalopoda; Octopoda; Octopodidae
Source: RefSeq, a predicted model, not a curated record
CAGUAGUGCUCUGGUUGCUAUGGUUAUUGUAUACACACAAUGACGUACAGUGACAAAUAUUGGAAGUUGGUUUAUAUGAUUUCAUGAUUUCGCUGUUUGGAUGUUGUUGCCCUUCAGUUGGAAAGAGAUUCAAAUGCAGUAACAAUGACAGCCAGAGGACUUCAUGAGAGUUGUCAAGGACCUUAUCCUGGGUUUGAUCUCCAGCCAAAGAAUGCUCGUCCAAUGUCGAAUUCAAGGGUCCGUCCUGAAGCAGAGGAAUAUGCAACAAUGCAUAAAGGAUCUUUAAAUCUCUUUGAGUCUUCUUAUUUUACAGGGAAUAACGGUAAUAAUAAUGUGAAAUCCAGGUGCCCCUCACAAGCAUCCCGAGAAAAUUUAGUUUACAGCCGACAAGGAUCUGUGAGUAAAAUUAUUCACUGCCAGGCCACCCCACGUCCUGACACUCCAAACCAAACCCGAAUCAGACCAGAAGCGUUGUCAAUUGCUGAGGUAUGUAAACAAAAAUGUAUGCAUGUGCAUGUGUGUGUUUUUUCUUUGAGUUUUGCUAAAGUUCUUCUCAAAAGAGUUCAUGCUAAUCCUCACAACUAUAUUAAAUAUAGCUUAUUUUUCACCCACCAGAAUCCACUCACAGGGCUUUGGAUGACCCAAGGUUAUACUAUAAGACACUUGCCCAAGGUGCCAUGCAGUGGAACUGAACCCGGAACCAUGUGGUUGGUAAGCAAGCUACUUACCACACAGCCACUCCUGAAUAUUUUAAUUGAAAUCAUGAAAAUUCCUUCUCAAUGUUUUUAUAUUUUGAUUACAGGGGCUUCAAUGGCUGCUAUCUUGAGUCAACCCCCCAAAAGCAAGCCAGUUCCAACUGUGUUUCACAUAAAAAAUACAACAAACUCUUUAUGCCUCUGGGAAAAGGCAGUCAACAGCAUCACUAAAGGAGAGCAAAUGAGAAAGGUACUGAGCAGCAACAACGAUGCAGAAAUAGCAGCAGCACCUGCAGCUCGGGUGAAAAGAGAAGGCCAGCAUAUAUCAAAUCUCGACAGAGGAGGCCGUAUGAACAAACUGAUUUAUGAUACCAGCUCACUUCCAGCACCUAUUAAACCAGUUCCCAGAUGUGGCAUGUCUAAAGUUGCCAAAAAGAUAAUGCAACAGAAUAGAGGUACUGUUGGAAGUCUUUUAACAAAUUUGGCAAGCCAUCAGAUUGUUUUACAACCUGGAGUCAGAAGUUGAGAAACUUAUAUCUAAGUUCAUGCCUCUGGUUAUCUAUCUAUCUAUCUAUCUACAUACCUGUUUGUACACACACACACACACACACAAACAUACACAUGCAUGCAUACACACACACACAUGCACGUGUGCACACAUAUAUAUUCUUUUACUUGUUUCAGUCAUUAGACUCCCCACCAAAAAGAACAAACUAGAUUUAUUCAGUUUGAUAUCGGCUGCUAUAUAGAUUAUUUAUAUAUAAUCAGUUGAUAUCAAACUGGAUAAAUUUCUCUCUCUCUUUCUGUCUCUCUCUAUAUAUAUAUGCAUACAUGCAUAUAUUUUCUUACCCACCUUAUUCCCUCAACCAUCAUCCACCCCAAAUAUUUGUAACUGUGAUUUGCAAAGCACAUUCCAUACACUGUCGUCCCUUUAUCCCUAUUUAUUCUACUACUAAAUAAGUUAGAAUAAGGGCGGAGGGCAGGUGGACUAGAGGGCACAAGCUUAUGACUUUGAAGUGCUUUACCACCCGUUAGAGGCAAAAGGGGAUCUUUUGGUAAAGAAUUGCCUUUCUUUUUAUUUAUAAAUGAUUUUAUUUCUUCUGUUCUUUUUUGUUAUUUGUAGAUCUAUCAUGCAUAACAUAUAAGUGCUGUAUACCUAUAACACAUAGGUAAAUUAUAUGCAUAUUGCACUAAUUACAGAAGUACUUAAUGAACAGUUUGAAAUAGGGCCUACAUUUCACAUCUGGUCUGGAUCUAGUUGAAAUAGUGCAAACAUUUCAAAUCUGUCCUGGGUCUAUUACCAUUUGAAAUGGGCCUAUGUUUUACAUCUGUCUGAGACCUGCUACAAACUGAGACGAGCUUGAAUUUCACAUCUGACCAGGGCCCACCAUUUGAAAUGGAACCUACAUUUCACAUCUGCACUGGGCCUAUUACCAGUUGAAAUGGAGCUUUCAUUUCACAUCUGACCCAGAUUUGCAUGGGCCAAUUACUGACAAAAAUUCCUUCUUUAUUGCAAGAACUGUUUUCACUCAGUAAGUUUACACUUUUCUUCACAGUAUUACAAGCAAAUCUUUUCAAAUUUCUACACACCUCUAGUAUUUCUCCAAAUUCAUUUCCACAUACACAUCAGCACAUUUGUCAGAUGUAAGUGAUGAAUUAAAUGCAAUUUUUUGUGUUUUAAUUUACCACAAACUUCAAUCUUUUUAAUACCAAACACCUGUAUUAAAGUGUUGAAAUUUAAAUUCCAAUCAUGGACUGAAAUUUUAUUUUUGCACAAAAGAUUAAAAUAAGAUUUGAAUUUGUAAAAAAUUAUCUUUCAAUAAAUAAGUUAAUUCAUUAAGUCUAUCAUAAUUCUUGAUUAUUAAAAAAAAAUUAAGUGCUAAUUUUAUACUUGUGUGUGUGUAUUUUACAUUUAUGCCUCUCCUAAAAAAAAUUCAAUUCAGCUACCAAUGCUGAUGAUGUCAUUUCCCCAAUCAGCAAAUCUUCCACUGGCUUUGCACCUUCAAACAUAUGAAACAAUUAGAGAUCUAUUACUUCAGAGACAAGUAAAGGUUAGUAACAGGAGAGCACCCAGCUGUAAAACAAGGCCUCAAUUAUAUAUUCAGCUAACGUAUGGAAAAACAGGUAUAAAAUGAACAUACAUACAUAUGCAUGUAUGUAUGUAUGAACCUUUAUGCUUCUUUCUUUCCAUCUCCUUAUUCUUUUACUCCCUAACUCUAUGUUGUCAUCUUAUUAAUAUAUACCAUUCUCAUUUUCCCUAUUUUUCUCUAAUGGAAUAUCCCAUAGUCGGGGAUAUUUCAGAAACAGCUGUAAGAUUUUGAAUUUCUUCCUAUAAUAAUAUUGUAUAUGACUUGAGAUGUGUGCCUUGCUUUAAUGUUUGCUGUCCUGUUUAACAAUUAUAUCUAUUUAUCUAUCUAUCUAUCAUAAAUGGCAUCUAUGCCAGUAGCACAUAGCAUUAUUCGAGCAUUGGGCCUCAUGGAGGCAAUGUGGCUGAUACUGGUGUCACAUAAAAAGCACCAUUCAAGUGCUGGGCCCCAUGGAGGUAAUGUGGCCGAUGCCAGUGUCAUGUAAAAGCACCUAUUACACUCUUGGAGUGUUUGGUAUUAGGAAGUGCAUCCAGCCAUAGAAACCAUGCCAAAUCAGACUGGAGUGUGGUACAGCCCUGGUCAAACCAUCCAACUCAUAGCAGCAUGGUCAAUGGCUGUUAAAUGAUGAUGUAUGUAUGUAUGUAUGUUGGCAUUUCUAUAAUGCAGUAAUUUUGUGUAUAAAGCUUACCUGUCUCUGACGAUUUGACUGUACAGCUUGGUUAUGUAAUUAACUUUGUAUAACUAAUAAUCAGCUUUUGUUAAUGAAAAGUAUGUAAGGUAGUGCAACUAAAUAUCUUAUAAACAAUCCUUCAUGUUUUAUUUAUUUAUUGUACAUAUAUAUAUGUAUGUAUAUAUAUAUAUAUGCAUGUGUGUGUGUGUUCUGUCUGUCUGUCUAUCUAUGUGGGGGUCCCAAAAAGUUCCUGGCUUUGGGUAAAAGAAAAUACUGAAGGAUCAGUUAAUUAUGAUUUUAUUUAACAUAUUCCAUUCUCAGAUUCACACACUUAUUGCAGCAGUCCUUCAGUUUUUCUAAGCCCUGUGAAAGAACUCUGAAGACUGGACCUCCAACUAGGCUUUUCGUGAUACCCUUAAGGCAAGGAACUUUUCAGUACCCCCUCAUAUCUAUCAAUCUCUCUCUCUCUAUAUAUAUAUACAUAUACAAUACAUUGUGUGUGUAUGUAAACGUCACCAAGAUCAGGAAAUUGAGUCUAAAAUAAUCAAACAUUAACAUUAAUGGCAGUGCCCCAGCAAGACUACCUCUGGCUGAAAGCAUGAAACUGAUAAGAAAAUAAUAGAACAAACGAUGUGUGUGUGUGUGUGCGCAUACAUUUAUAUAUACAGGCUUUUUGUUGCCUUGAAAGCAUUUAAACCAGGUUGCUAGUCUCCAUCACUAUUUUGAAAGCCCUGAAAAGAAGGACCAUGUAAUUUUGCCCCUUGCACUUCUGACAAAAGUCAUUAAAAAAUUAUGUAGAAACCCUUAACUGAGCUGCCUACUGGACAGGAAUUAUGAGACCUUGGGACGCCAAGCUUCUCUAAUGGUCUGACUUUUUCCUUUCCAUGUCAUGAGUAAUAAAAUAUUUUCAGUAUAAUGUAAUGAAAAGAUCUUGGCAUGUUAUGUUAUUAAAUUAGUCUGACCUUUUCUUUACAUCAGCAUGAAAGAAAAAAGAAAACUGUUAUGUGUUAGAAAAUACCGUCAGUUACCAUUUACUGCUAUUUAACUGUUUGUUUUUCUUGAAUCAAGAAUAGCAACAAGUGUUUUUGUUACUGUUUGUUAACUUUACAUCCAAUUUUCCAUGAUGAUAUGGAUUGGACAGAGAUCAGAAAUUUAAUCUAAGCAGCAUGUUAUAGUUGGAUGACCUUUCUGUUGCCAACCCUCACCUGUUUUUCUAGUAAGAAAUAUUCUUUAUUCCAAUAAUGCACAAUGAUAAGAUGUUUUUGUCAACAGUGGAUUUAGACAUCAUCUCACUGUUUUGCUCACAUGGUGGCAAGAAGUAGAAUCUACAGGGUGUUCACAAGGUCUGGGCACAUGGAGUAAAUAAAAUAAUAACAUAAACAAUUAAAUAUAAGAAAUAAUAAUAAUUUCUUAAAGUACGUGUUAAUCCCCAUGUACCCAGACUUUGUGGACACCUUGUACAUUUGCAUAAGCUAGACAGAAUUCAUUGAGGUUUAUUUUCUCUGGCCUGAUCCCCCUUCUUGUUGCCAAUCCUCAUCUGUUUCUAAGUAAGGUAAUAUUUCCCUAUGGCCAGACAUUUUCACAGUAUGUAGGACACAGUUUGUAUGAUGGGGCUUCUUGAAAUUAUCUCCCCUUUCUAAUUCACUAAUUUGGUAUCAGUCACAACUGCCAACCAUGCCUUUCUUCACUUUUUAUCAAAACGAAAAUGUCAAUAAAUCAAGAAUUUAUCUUUUAAGGUUAUUUAACAUACCUUUACUUACUCCGAGAUAUUUCUCUUGGCUCAUUUUAACAAUUAUGGCAUUAAAUAAAAAAAAAUUGCACAGAAUUAAAUAUAUAGGUGUAGGUUAUGACUACGUGGCAAAGAAGCUUGCUUUGUCACUAUGUAGCUUUGGGUUCAGUCCCAAUGUGUAACACCUUGGGUGAGUACCUUCUAUUAUAGCCCCAAGUUGAUCAACACCCCUAUGAAUGAAUUUUGUAGACGUAAAUUGUGUGGAAGUCUGUCGUGUGUGUGUGUGUGUUUUUUUGUGUCAGUGUUUGUCCCCUCACACCACAUGACAACCGGUGUUGGUUUGUUUAUGUCCCUGUCACUUAGUAAUUUGGCAAAAGAGAAGAGUAAGUACCAGACUUAAAAAAAAAAAAUACUGGGGUUGAUUUGUUUGACUAAAAUUCUUCAAGAGAGUGCCCCAACUGAAGUGCAAGAGAGUGCCCAAUCACUGAAACAAAUAAAACAUGGAAGAUAAACAUGUAGCAAAAAUGUUAAAGCAGAUUUGAUCAACAGUUAUUGAAAGAGAAAAAGGAAAGCAAAUGUUAGAGCUAGAGAAAAUUUUAUUUCUUUUGUUUGUUCUUUUACAAGUCUGAAGUGUGUCAGAUUGGAAUGGGAAAAAAACCUUUACAUAGGAAAAAAAGCAACAAAACUUUAGCUUUGAAGGUAAACUGUCAUGAUUCAGUGUCUUAUAUAUGUGAGUGUGUAACUGUUGAGGAAAAUAGCACCAAUAGGCAAGUGUGAGGGGAAAAUUUAGAAUUUAAAAAAAAGAAGAACUCAGUUUAACAGAAAGAUAUAAGUGUGGGUUAGGGGGUGGGGGGUUGAGAUAAAAAGAAAAAAGAAUUUGAUUUAUUUCAAAUCGAAAACAAUACCAGAUACCAAUACAUUUAAAGAAUGUUUAGCAUGAAACACAGAGCAGGAGCUAGAGUAUUCUGUGCCUCAGGCCAGUGCUACAAAGUACAGCUGUUUGGCAAAUACAGCCAAGAGUAGUAGCUUAUAAAUAAAUAUGUAGCGUACAUUUGUUCAGCUGAAGUCUAUUUCAUUUCUGAUAUUGCUAAAACAUUGUUUAAACAACUACAGCAUCCAUAUCUGUUGACAGAUAUAGAUAGUAAGACUAGGAUUUACCAAAAAAAUUAUCAUAAUCCUUUUUGUUUUUUGUUUUUUUUUAUGUUCUUUGAAAAAAAUCUGUAUUUUUAGCUAGAUUAAUGAAAUUACAUCUAAACUGUUCAGAAUUUAGAUUUUAACAUCUUAAGUAAUCUCUUGGUUUGCCAAGUGCAUAGCACCGACCCUGUUAGUACCAAUCUAUAAACAGGGGACUAGUGGUGGGUAAUAAAUAAAUAAACAUGCCAAUAAUGGCUUUCUUCAGCUGAACUUAUACCAUUAUUAUAUGUUCUUUUAUAAGCUAAAAUGUAUCUUUAUCAAAUGGUUGAUGUAAUCAAGUCUUCUUUCAAGACUCCUAAUAUUUACGUAGAAAGAAUAAAUGACAUUGUUUUGAUAUCAGCAGGAAUUAAUUUUUAUAUAGAUAAUGGCUUCAAAUCAGCUUUUUAAAACUGAGAGGUAGAUACUUAUAAAAGAAAUCUACAACACUGAAUUAAUCCAAAACGAACUGCUUGAUUUUAAAGAUGUAAAAAGAAGUAAUAUGGCAUGCAAACAGCAUCAAAGCCAAAAUUUAAAUAAACAUUUAAGAAUAAUGUUAAAUUCAAUAAAUAUGAAAACAUGAAAAAAAAAAAAAAAAUUCCUAUGACCACAUUAUUAUUAUGAUGAUAAUGAUUAUUACUAUUAUUUAAAUUAAAAUUUUGAUGAACAUUUUAAAAAUUGUUUUACAUCAUUCUUUUAAACUGAGUUCUGUAUAUUCUGAUAAGAGGUAGAUAAACCGCACACAUGCACACACAUAUACAACAUUUGUUUAACUUGAAAGAAAAUAUCAAUAAGAAAAGAAAA